Messenger RNA from Saccostrea echinata, 1029 nucleotides. RefSeq lists its product as uncharacterized. The transcript is spliced from 2 exons. NCBI's taxonomy places the organism in Eukaryota, Metazoa, Mollusca, Bivalvia, Ostreida, Ostreidae. The record is from RefSeq and is a predicted model, not a curated record. The coding region runs from base 1 to 1029 and encodes 342 amino acids.
AUGGCCUUUUUAAGCAGGGACGAUAAAGAUAUUGCUCAACCAAUGGAACUUUCAUUAUUUGCCUCUCCCACUAAUCAAGUAGCGGUUGAAAAAGUCUACUUCACGGAAGCAAGACCCAUUUCCAGCCUCAGUGCGGACAGUCCCAUUGAGAUGGAUGAAGGCAACUUAAGCGAUGCAAAUGCCUACAACGGGGGAAAUGCUGGAUUGGUCCUACGUUACGGGUACACACAGCAGAGUCAAACCUUUGAAUUAGAAGGAAAUUUGAUGGAAGACAUAUUUGACAUAGAUAAAUACUUAAUCAACGGGGUAGAUAUUUACAUUAAACUGUUUAGAUCCAGUGCACCAUUCGUAAUUAUGUCAGCUGCCACUUCACCUGCCUAUAAGUUGGAAUUACAGGAUGUUGUCUACAAAGUAGCUAAAGUCCGUGUAGAUCCCGGUAUUUUACUAAAUCAUACCAAACAAAUAGAAACGACUCCUGUCAAAUACCCCAUCACUAGGAAUGAAUUAAAGAUGAACACAAUCCCAAAAGGCUCGACCGAAUUUUAUUGGGAUAACAUUUUCCCACAGGCAAUACCGGAUCGCCUGGUUGUGGCCUUGGUUGAUCAAAAAGCUGUCAACGGAGAUUACACCAAAAAUCCGUUCAAUUUUGAAAAUUUAGACCUCACUGAUGUAGGAGUAUACAUCAAUGGAGAAAGUGUUCCAGGAAGACCCUUACAGACGGAUUUUACGGCUGGACAUUUUUCCACAGCCUACACACGACUGUUUGAAGCUUGCGGAAAAUGGAAUCGAGAUGAAGGUCUAAUCAUUACCAGAAGCAAUUUUGGUAACGGAUAUUCCCUUUUUGUGUUUACCAUAGAUCCAUGUGGAUUUGGCGAGAAAUAUCUUAACCUGAUCCGAAGGGGUAACACCAGACUGGAAUUGAAAUUCAAACAAGCAACAACCAAAGCUGCCAACGCAUUGGUGUUUGCCACCUUCUCUUCUUUGUUAGAAAUAGACAGAUCACGUGAUAUUAACAAUAUUCAACCAUGA